Erigeron canadensis is the source of this 2384-nucleotide messenger RNA. RefSeq lists its product as uncharacterized. Gene Ontology annotation, biological process: protein autophosphorylation. Gene Ontology annotation, cellular component: plasma membrane; plasmodesma. Gene Ontology annotation, molecular function: transmembrane receptor protein tyrosine kinase activity; ATP binding. Lineage: Eukaryota; Viridiplantae; Streptophyta; Magnoliopsida; Asterales; Asteraceae. The record is from RefSeq and is a predicted model, not a curated record. The transcript has 7 exons. The coding region runs from base 34 to 2364 and encodes 776 amino acids.
UUUCAUCAUUCUAGUCUCACUUCACUUGCAAAUAUGUCUUUUCUCAGAGAAUAUGACCACCUCAAAAUCCAAUUGAAAGAUAUAUUAUCAGCCACUAACAACUUUGAUUCCGCCAAGGUGAUCGGGGUUGGUGGUUUCGGACGGGUCUACAAAGGAGAAGUAUCUCUCCCAGAGGGACCAAUCAUGGUCGCUUUUAAGAAGCUAGAUCGUAGAAUGGGUCAAGGGAAUACCGAGUUUUGGAAGGAGGUAAUGAUGCUUUCAAAAAACAGACAUGAAAACUUGAUAUCUCUCAUGCAUUAUUGCAUUGAGGGUGAUGAAAUGAUCCUGGGAUACGAGUAUGCUUCUCGUGGAAGUCUGGAUCGCUAUCUAAGUAAGCCUAGUCUUACAUGGACCCAGCGCUUAAAGAUAUGUGUCGGGGCUGCACGGGGCCUAGAUUACCUACAUGAUCCGAGGGGAGCACGAGAAAGAGUUAUCCAUCGAGAUAUCAAAAGUGGAAACAUCCUUCUUGAUGAAAAUUGGAUGGCAAAAGUUUCUGACUUUGGGCUAUCAAAAGCUGGCCCAGCUAACCAAGCUCAAACAGUUCUUAUUUCUAAUGCCGUUGGUACCCCUGGGUACUGUGAUCCCUUGUACUGGGAGAUGGGUUUUUUAUCAAAAGAAUCUGAUGUGUACUCUUUUGGAGUCGUGCUUUUUGAGCUUUUGUGUGGGAGAUUGUGUUGUGAGUAUAAUCACAAAGGUGAGCUAACUAAUAUUUUUGUUCCCAAGUGGAGACGGUGCUACGAAGAGAAUACCUUAGAUGGGAUAAUCUUUCCUGCUCUAAAAGAACAAAUGGAUCCUGGUUCCUUGAAAGCCUUUUCAGCCAUUGCCUAUCAAUGUGUGAAAAAAGCUCGAGAAGAGAGGCCAACGAUGGCUGAGGUUGUGAAACAACUUGAGUUUGCACUUCAACAACAAGAGGUUUUUGAAGAUCUCGGAAAGAAAGUGGAUUUUGAAAAUUUGAUCAAGAUUGCAGAUGGUGCAGUAACUCCUCUAUCUUAUGUAUCGCAAAGUCACCUUUACACGCUUUUUUUGAAAGGGAUCCUUGUUGAUGAUGGCAAAACGUGGAUAGCGACAAAUAUGUAUGGAGAAUUUAGUGAAGUUGUAUCUGCAAUAAAAUGUAUAACAACUGCUGACAAGUUUCAUCAGACAGCCAAAGAAAAUUCAAGAUUUCCAUAUAUCUUAAAGGGUCAUAUGUGCAACGAUUUCAUAGUAGAAGUGAAGACUCUUUUUAUGUCACCAAAUGUUACUUACACAGUAAACCUUGUCAGCAAUCCUGCGUAUAAGGAUAUGGGGGGAUUUGUACCCUUCAAAUACAAGUUGGAAGAUGAGACCCAAUAUUGGCCUUUAUCCAAGGGGGAUAUGAGAGAUGGAUGGUUGAUAAUUGAAUUAUAUCAAUUUACUAGCUACCAAAAUGAACAUAAUUUUAAGAUUCAGUUCACCCCAUCAGACGAUAAUAAGGAUGAUGUAAACGCUUUUUACUUUGAAGGUAUUGAAUUUCGGCCAGUGGAGCAAAUAAGAAGAUUUGAAAAUGAGGAAGACAACAAUAAGGUGGAUACACUAACGACCUUACCAAAUUCAGACAUUGAUUGGGAACAAAAAUUGCCAACUGACUAUAUGGAGUUGGUUAAGUUGUCAAAAGAUGAUCAUCUACAACACACAACCAAGAGGGAACUUUACUUUCUUUUUCGCAAAGGAUUUCUCAUUCAUAAUGAUGGCAUGGUACAAAACAAUACCUAUUCUCGUAAUCCACGAGAUAUGGAGAAUGAUGCGAUGUGGUUUUCUAUCAACAAAAGUAUGAAGAAUCGUCUUAUGAUACCAGCAACAUCAUUUUUGGGAGAGAAAGGAUGGGAAUGGAGGCCUUUACUGGAAUCGAGAUUUAAACUUGUGGCUACGUCUAUUGCACAUGAGUACACAGGUUAUUUUUUUAGCAUUGCUUGUGAAAUCAAUUCCCAAUUGUUGUCAUAUCAAACAAACUAUUCAAGUCACUUUAUAUACAAAUGGUCUGAAAAUCACCCGAGGCAUACUGGUGAUCUUUUGCUAAAUGCGAGUCAUUGUUUUGGAGAUAGCUCACGAACUUUCAUGUUUUACGCACUACCUCACCAUACCCCAUUUAUUGGACCCAAAGAUGAGAAAAGCUUUCAAAGAUCACAUGAUACACGAAUAUUGAAAGGCCAUCCGAAGCAAAGGAAGGAUGGUUGGAUGGAAUUCAAACUUUGUGAAGUUUCAAACGAGGUUAAUGGAGCUAUUAGACUGGAUUUUAGGUUUGUAUUUAACAGAUACAUGGAUAAUUUUGACAUUGUUGUAGAAGGCAUUGAAUUUAGGCCCUUGUGAGUAUACGUACUUCUCAAUCU